Molecule: messenger RNA, 1088 nt
Organism: Oldenlandia corymbosa var. corymbosa
Lineage: Eukaryota; Viridiplantae; Streptophyta; Magnoliopsida; Gentianales; Rubiaceae
Source: the annotation of a GenBank genome assembly
AAAAAGAAUCAUUCCACACCUCAUAUAAAAACUAAACACUUAAAAACUCCCAUCUUCCAAGAUUCAUCAAAUUGCAAUCUAGCUUAGCAAAUUAAAUCUUAGUGUGCAGUGCAUUAGCAUCAAAGUAUAGAAAAUGGCCACCAAGUUUCUUGCAUGUUCUCCAGCUUCUCCUUUCACUUCUACCCCUACCAAAUCUCCUGAAAAAGCAAAACACAGAUCACCUUCUUCAUGUUCUCUGUUCUUUCCUCGCAAAGUCUCGACGAAAUUAACUCCUCUUAGAGCACAAGCUGCUGAUCAUCAACAACAUCACAAAGAUUCAUCAAUCGAUGUUCAGCACGUCAGCAGCACCACUCCCCAGCAAUCCAAUCUGCAGCCUAACGACAACAACAUCAAACAGGGCGGCAGUAGUGGAACGGCUGUUGAACGUAGCAGGCCUCACAGGUUAACGCCUGUUGAUAUUUCCCCGUUUGGUUUGCUUGAUCCUCUGUCCCCAAUGAGAACAAUGCGGCAGAUGAUGGACGCCAUGGACCGGUUCUUCGAGGACACCUGGCCCGCCACAUACCAAAACUCCGGUGUGGAGGUAAGAUCCCCCUGGGAUAUGCACGAAGACGAGCGCGAAAUCAAGAUGAGGUUCGACAUGCCGGGACUAUCCAAGGAAGACGUCAAGGUGUCGGUGGAGGAUGAUGUUCUGGUGAUCAAGGGGCAAAAGAAGAAGAAUGAUGAUGCGGAAAACAAGGAGGAUGGAGGAUGGUCUAGCAGGAGCUACAGUUCCUACGAUACUCGGCUUCAGCUGCCAGAGAAUUGCGAGACCGACAAAAUCACCGCGGAGUUAAGGGAUGGUGUUCUCUAUAUUUCUGUUCCUAAGAAACAGGUUGAGAGAAAGGUUGUUGAUGUAGAGAUCAAAUGAAGAACUUGCACUCGGGUGGGGUAUUCGUUUGUAUAAUAUAGGAUUUGUAAGAAGUUGCUAACUGAAAUAAGUAAUCUUUUUUUUGGUUUCGUGAUGUGAAUUUUUCUCUUGUAAUCAAAAUAUGUUGUAAUUUAAAAAAAGAAAAAAGAAAAAAGUCCGUAUGUGAAUUUUUCUCCUGAGG